UCUCUCUGUCUUCCUCACCCACCCCCUUUCUCUCCGUCUCCCUCGUCCCUACACCUCCAGUCUGCUUCUGUUGUCUCGGCGGAUUGUUGGGCUGCUGGGGAGAGAAAGGAUAUCGCGAGUAUUGGAGUUUUGGUGAGAGUUUGUGGAAGAUGGCGCCUGUUGUGACAGGGAAGUUCGGGGAGCGCCCUCAGCCACAGCGCCUAACAAGAGAAGCGAUGAGGAAUUACCUGAAGGAGCGAGGCGACCAAACUGUCAUGAUCCUGCAUGCAAAAGUUGCACAGAAAUCCUACGGCAAUGAGAAAAGGUUCUUCUGCCCCCCUCCCUGCGUGUACCUGAUGGGCAGCGGCUGGAAGAAAAAGAAGGAGCAGAUGGAGCGAGACGGCUGCUCCGAGCAGGAGUCACAGCCCUGCGCCUUCAUCGGCAUCGGCAACAGUGACCAAGAAAUGCAGCAGCUCAACUUAGAGGGAAAGAACUAUUGCACAGCCAAAACCUUGUACAUAUCCGACUCUGACAAGAGAAAGCACUUCAUGUUGUCCGUCAAGAUGUUCUACGGCAACAGCGCGGACAUCGGCGUCUUCCUCAGCAAGAGGAUCAAAGUCAUCUCCAAGCCCUCCAAAAAGAAGCAGUCCCUCAAAAAUGCAGACUUGUGCAUUGCAUCAGGAACCAAGGUGGCCCUGUUCAACCGGCUGCGGUCGCAGACAGUCAGCACGCGCUAUCUACACGUGGAGGGCGGCAACUUCCACGCCAGCUCCCAGCAGUGGGGCGCCUUUUACAUCCACCUGUUGGACGACGAGGAGUCAGAAGGAGAAGAGUUCACUGUGAGAGACGGUUACAUCCACUACGGCCAGACGGUCAAGCUGGUCUGCUCCGUCACCGGCAUGGCGCUGCCCAGACUGAUCAUCCGGAAGGUGGACAAGCAGACGGCGCUGCUGGACGCCGACGACCCCGUCUCCCAGCUCCACAAGUGUGCCUUCUACCUGAAGGACACAGAGCGCAUGUACCUGUGCCUUUCCCAAGAAAGGAUCAUCCAGUUUCAAGCCACUCCAUGCCCAAAGGAACCAAACAAGGAGAUGAUCAACGACGGCGCUUCCUGGACAAUCAUCAGCACAGACAAGGCCGAAUACACUUUCUACGAGGGCAUGGGCCCCGUCCACUCGCCUGUCACCCCCGUGCCUGUGGUAGAGAGCUUACAGCUAAACGGCGGCGGCGACGUUGCCAUGCUGGAGCUGACGGGACAGAACUUCACUCCAAAUCUGCGGGUCUGGUUCGGAGACGUCGAGGCGGAGACCAUGUACAGGUGUGCGGAGAGCAUGCUGUGCGUGGUGCCCGACAUCUCGGCCUUCCGCGAGGGCUGGCGCUGGGUGCGGCAGCCCGUCCAGGUCCCCGUCACCCUGGUGAGGAACGACGGCAUCAUCUACUCCACCACACUGACCUUCACCUACACGCCGGAGCCCGGGCCCAGGCCGCACUGCAGCGCCGCCGGGGCCAUCCUGCGCGCCGGCAACUCCAGCCUGAUCAGCAGCGGCGGCGGCGGCGGCCAGGAGUCCGGCGCCGCCGCCGUCUACGGCCCCAACAGCACCGCCAACCCGGGAGUCACGUCCUCGUCCUCCACCGCCGCCGCCGUGGUCUCCUAACGCAACAUGCCUUCAGAGCAGAUAUACCAGGAGGUAUAUGAAGACUAUAGGAAAUAAACACAAACUGACUCACUCUAAAGUGCUGCGUUAAUUUUGGAUACCAAGAAAGCUGAAGUGGAAAAGGAAAAAAAAAAAGAAAAAAAGAAGAAGAAAACGGCGGGACAAAAGGAGCGAGAAGGGGGGGGAGGAUCUGAAGGAGCGACGCCACGAAAAGCCGUCAAGCCGACAGGAGCGCCGCCCCUCCACACGCCCCCCCCCCACCCACCCCGCCGCCUGUCCAGCCCUGGUGUUUUGGAAAACGAGUGAAGUUCCUGCAGGCUCAGAGCACCAGCACCUUUCUACAGCUGUGAGAAUGGGGGAAACCACAACAACAAUACAUCCAGCAUGAUCAAAAAAAACGAAAAGGAAAGGUUUUUUUUUUUUUAUCCCCCCCCCUUUACAGCUCCUCCUUUUUGUUCCUGCGUUGUUUUCUAAUUCGCGGAUGGAUGUAUUGUUGUUGAGGGGGGAGCGCAUGGAUGCAGAGGGACACACCUAAAACGUGACGAUAACAUAGUUUUUAUGGACCAAGGAUCUUGUAUAAGCUUUAGUAAAGGUACAUUUUUCUCCAUACCUUUUUUGUAUUAAACAUAUAGUACACUUUUGUUACCAAAUAGUUUCUAUUCUUCCUCUGAGCUUUGGGCUUUGUUUUCCCCCCCUUUUUUGAGGUCCAAAAUCCCCCCCCCCCCCCCCCCCCUUUAUGUUAUUGUGACCUUAACUACAAACGCCUGCUUUUUUUUUUCAGUCUUUGGAUUGACUUUGUUUUGAUACUCUUGCUUCUUCUGUUGGGGAAAAACCUGAAGUUUGUUUAUUUACAUAAAGCGGAGGCUGUUUCUUUGUUUUUUUUGUUUUUUUUUGUUUUUUUUUUUCUUUUGUUUGUUUUUUUUUUUAAGAAAAUUGGGGAAUAACCUCAGAGGGCCUAUUUUUUAUCAUUGGUUUUUAUGAAGUCUUUAAAAAGAAAAGCUUUAAGCAACGCCUCUGCCUUGCCUGCAAUACUCUACGUGCGCUAUGUCUCCUGGAACACACACACAUCCGUACAUCUCACACGGAGCCAUAGCAACAUUUGCAGAACACGUGGGACAACAACAAAAAAACAAACAAAAACAACAACAACAAAAAAAACAAACGAGACUUCCAUUGUUACGAAAAACAAGUCAAGUUUGCCAUUUUUUUAUUUUAUUUUUCAGACUAGUGUAAUAAGAAAAGUCUUGUUCUCUUAAAAGAAUAGCCUUAGUACUGUAUAUUCUGACAAACCAGUCACAUAUCUGCUGUUUUCCAUCUGGAGUCCUGCACGGGUCCGGCGAUCGGGAUAUCGGGAUAUCGACACAGCGCUGUGCGGAAGAGGUGCUAAUAGUUAAUAAUUAUCGGGAUGAUCAUGUGAGAAUCGGAGGAAAUCUGGAGCCGACUGCAUGUUUGCAACUGGAUAUGACAAACGAUGUAGCAAGAGUCGGUGUUUUACGGCGUGUGAAGAUAACCGGGCUCAAAUAUCGGCUGAUUUUUUUUAUUUUUUUUAUUUUUUUUUAGGUAUUGUCAUGUCUGAUUUCACGAGAAACCAUCUUCCGCGUUGCAGGACCCUGUGCAGGACUCCGCUGCUUUUCUCACCACAGCUAACGUAUCAAAACCAGUGUAGUGAACGCCGAUCACCACACCCAGUGCGGUGUCUUCCAGCCUGAUGCUGUAGUUCCUGGUGGCAUUGAACUCCAAAAAAAGAAAGAAAAGAGGGACUCUUUUCAAUUUGAUGUGGCCUUACUGAAAAACUUCAAUUACAGAAACAAAGAAAACAACAACAACAACAAAAAAAAAAGAUCCUUCAUCUUCUUCUUAUCUACUGUUUACUCAUCUUGGAAGAACCUGUGCACGGCACAAAAAGCAAGCUAACGCCUCGCUUCUUAUCACAGGAGCUCUGCUGUUUCUCCACCACCGUUUUCAUGCAAAAAGCAGCCUUCUGAAGGAUCUCUUCGCCUUCAUCCUCCGUGUACAAGUAACCUAGUUUCUCUGUUUUUUUUUUUGUUUUUUGUUUUCUUGUAUCCUCAUGCGGUGCCCGGCACCUUCUCACUUUUUGGUACAAUAUUAUUCUCUCACGAGCGCUGUAAGCUCCUCUCAGCCUUCUUCUGAAUCUCCUUUCUCUGAUAUGUGCUGUGGUUUAGCGUCUAUUUUCAGAACGUGUGUGUGUAAGAGUGCGUGUGUGUGUGUGUGUGUGUGUAUGCGUGUGUCCGGUCCGAGUAGUUGCACUCAUACAUGUUCAUGGCAACAGCGCCUCCUGUAGGGAGUAUUAAAGGCCUUCUAAGUGUGUAUUAUUGGAAAUAUGUGCAUUUUCCAAAAAAAAAAAACAAAACAAAAAAAAAACAAUAACAGCAAUAUUGUACAGGUCAUUUCAUUGUUUUUGUCCGCCUGAGCACUAGUUCACCAGCCAGCAAAUAUAUAUGUGUGUGUGUGUGUGUGUGUAGUCGCUGUGAUGGAAAACUGAGUCAGACUCGCUCCAUUUUUUUUUUUGGUUCCAACUCCUUUCUGAGAAAAAAAAAAAAUUGGAUGUUUUCAGUCUUCCGCCGGGAUCCAAAUGUCUGAAUUAUUGUGGAUGAACAUUCUAAGGCAAUACUUGUGAUAUCUACAGUACGACUGUAUUCACUUCUGGGAAACGACAACAAAAAAAAAAAAAAAAAAGAGAGAGGAAGAAAAAACAAACAAUACUGUAACUUGAAUGUCUGCUUAAUGAAGUACUUCAUUUUUCUUACUCUCAGACCCUUAAAAUGACGGAAACAUAAAAAAAAGGGUGAACUCGCACCCUCUUCCAUGUAAAAAAAGAAAAAAAAGUUAACUUAUGCCCCCCGUUCGGCCC
Salarias fasciatus (jewelled blenny) is the source of this 4506-nucleotide messenger RNA. It is a transcript of the gene rbpjb, whose product is annotated as recombination signal binding protein for immunoglobulin kappa J region b. NCBI's taxonomy places the organism in Eukaryota, Metazoa, Chordata, Actinopteri, Blenniiformes, Blenniidae. The transcript is spliced from 11 exons. The coding region runs from base 150 to 1634 and encodes 494 amino acids. The record is from RefSeq and is a predicted model, not a curated record. Gene Ontology annotation, molecular function: DNA-binding transcription activator activity, RNA polymerase II-specific; RNA polymerase II cis-regulatory region sequence-specific DNA binding. Gene Ontology annotation, cellular component: nucleus. Gene Ontology annotation, biological process: regulation of transcription by RNA polymerase II.